CGCGCCGCCCCGCCGGCCAUGUCGUGGGGCUCCCGCCUGGCGCUGGCCGUCUCCGCGCUGCUCUCCGCCGCCAUCGUGGCGGCCGUGCACAUCCAGCAGCGCCGGGAGCUGGAGAGGCUGCGGAGUGGCGUGGUCAGAGAUCUGGAGCGUCAGAACCAGAAGAAGGAGAACGUUCGCCUGCUGGAAGAGCAGAUCGCUCUGACAAAGCGGCUCAUUGAGGAGAGAGACAAGGCGCUGAAGGAAAAGCGUUCCCAGCAGCCCUAG
This is a messenger RNA of Melospiza georgiana, 264 nucleotides long. Its product is annotated as protein PET117 homolog, mitochondrial. Gene Ontology annotation, cellular component: mitochondrion. NCBI's taxonomy places the organism in Eukaryota, Metazoa, Chordata, Aves, Passeriformes, Passerellidae. The coding region runs from base 19 to 264 and encodes 81 amino acids. The record is from RefSeq and is a predicted model, not a curated record. Gene Ontology annotation, biological process: mitochondrial respiratory chain complex IV assembly. The transcript has 2 exons.